AUGACUGCCAGCUCCGGUCUACCCGGAUUUUGCGUAGUCUGCGAACAUGCCAAUAAUGAGCAUAGGCCCUAUUAUUGUACCGUUCCACGUUGCGGAAAGUUAUUCAUGGUCUGCCAUAUCAAAGCCCAUUCAGAAGUAGAUCAGCCUGUUUGGGUGCUUUGCUUGUGGUACCCUGAUCAUCCUUAUAGCUGCCCCAUUGACGUCACCAAUAUGCCUCGCCUGGAAAUUUAG
Messenger RNA from Aspergillus sclerotioniger CBS 115572, 231 nucleotides. RefSeq lists its product as uncharacterized. The coding region runs from base 1 to 231 and encodes 76 amino acids. The record is from RefSeq and is a predicted model, not a curated record. The transcript has a single exon. NCBI's taxonomy places the organism in Eukaryota, Fungi, Ascomycota, Eurotiomycetes, Eurotiales, Aspergillaceae.